CCUAUGAGGAAAGACUCCCUGCCGCCCCUGCGCCUCCUGUCCCCUCCUCUUUCUGCUUCCUGCUAACUCUGCAUGCGCCCAGAGCCUGAGCCUGUGCCGAGGCUCCAGUGAGCAUGCUCAGCCCCCACCUCCCCAAGCAGAGGAAGCUGGUUUACAUACGAGUCAUACCAAGCAUAGCCAGCAUGUCAGAGCAGUCAGCUUGCAGCGGGCUGUGAGGGAGAGUGCCUUUGUCCUAAGAAAUGUGCUUUGUGUUUGUCUUUUUUACUGCUUUCUUUUUAAACCCUUCAGGCAGGCUUUGGAAGACUGCUGAAAUGAUUUUUUAAAGCUGAGGAGAGGACACAAUACAGACCCUGCCUUCCAAUAAGCCCUUGACGGGUUUUGUUUGAGUCUGAUUUUGUGUGUGUGUGCCUGAUUUUUUUUUUUUUUAAAACUUUUACAUCUUUGUUUUGAUCUUGUGAGGCUGGGCCUCUAUCUUCCUGAAGUUUUAGGAGAGCCUGGAGCUACUCAAGCUAAGACUGAAUUUUGAAACUUUCUCUUUGGGGGUGAAAGCAGAGAACUGCUUUUCUUUGCUAGCCGGACAGAUAAAUGCUGUUUAUGAAGAUGGACCUGUUGAACUACCAGUACUUGGACAAGAUGAACAACAACAUCGGCGUUCUGUGCUACGAAGGUGAAGCUUCUCUCAGGGGAGAACCCAGAAUGCAGACCCUCCCGGUGGCCUCUGCCCUCAGCAGUCACCGCACAGGCCCACCCCCCAUCAGCCCCAGCAAGAGGAAAUUCAGCAUGGAACCCGGGGACAAGGACCUCGACUGUGAAAACGAACACGUCUCCAAGAUGAGCCGUAUCUUCAGCCCCCACCUGAAUAAGACUGUCAACGGAGACUGCCGCGGCAGAGAUCCCAGGGAACGGAGCCGCAGUCCCAUUGAGCGGGCUGCAGCCCCCGCUGUGAGCUUGCAUGGCGGCCACCUGUAUGCGUCCCUCCCUGGCCUCAUGGAGCAGCCUCUUGCACUGACGAAGACCAGCAGUGACGCGGGCAGGUCGGCUGUGGAGCGGCAGCAGAACCGGCCCUCCGUGAUCACCUGCGCAUCUGCAGGCGCCCGCAACCUCUCUCACUGCCCUGUUGCACACAGUGGCUGUUCGGCACCCGGGUCUGCCAGUUACCGGAGACCGCCCAGUGCAACUGCAACCUGUGAUCCUGUGGUGGAAGAGCACUUCCGCCGGAGCCUGGGCAAGAACUACAAGGAACCAGAGCCGGCACCCAACUCGGUGUCCAUCACUGGCUCUGUGGACGACCACUUUGCCAAAGCACUAGGUGACACGUGGCUUCAGAUCAAAGCGGCCAAGGACAGCGCUUCCAGCAGCCCAGAGUCGGCCUCACGCCGGGGCCAGCCAGCUAGCCCCACGGCCCACAUGGUCAGCCAUAGUCACUCCCCCUCUGUGGUCUCCUGAAGGGGGCUCCACCCUCCAGCCACACAGGGAUCUGCAUGGUUUGCCUGAGCUUUGAACAGUCAGUGCUUAAGGGGGAAAAAAACAAAAACAAAAAAAAACAGAAAAAAAAAAAUCUCGGGGGGAGGGUGGGAGGGUGGUUUAUUCGCAAAACCAUGUUGUCUGGACUUUUGUUCUGCUCUGUUUUUGUACUUGCUUGGUGUUCAUACAAGGGGUCUCAACGUGGCAACAGGAACAGCACGGAGCAUCGGUCCAGCGGAGCAUCCUUGCUUCCUGCCCUGGUUACCAAAGAAACCUCUGCAGGUCUGCCACCCGGCAGCCGGGACCCUGCGGCCCUUUCUUAGUCACAAGCCAUGAAGACACGG
This is a messenger RNA of Peromyscus leucopus (white-footed mouse), 1808 nucleotides long. RefSeq names its product vestigial like family member 4 (gene Vgll4). Bases 586 to 1446 code for a protein of 286 amino acids. The transcript has 5 exons. Gene Ontology annotation, molecular function: transcription coactivator binding. The record is from RefSeq and is a predicted model, not a curated record. Gene Ontology annotation, biological process: negative regulation of DNA-templated transcription. NCBI's taxonomy places the organism in Eukaryota, Metazoa, Chordata, Mammalia, Rodentia, Cricetidae.